UUUUCUAAUUUUACAUCGCCAGCACACGUUAGAUCGCCUCUGACUUUUGUAACUACGAAGCUCAAAAUCUUAAGAGUCACCAGAGGCAUCGGAAAUGUCAUCGUUAUCUCACUUCUAUCUACCGUUGCUGAUACCAUAGUUGCAAAUCAGGAUUUUCAACUGAGACUAGCUUCCACUCUCAUCUUAUACGAUCACACAAAAUCUACGUCAGCAGAUUGGAAGACAAAAGUAUAACCUGUGUGUCCAACAAUGAAGCAAGAUUUGUGUGCACUGUAGGAAUAUGCAGGAAACAAGUUGACAGUUACAAAGUUUUAGUUAAUCAUCUUAAAAAGCAUAUGAUUAAUGGAUUAGAAGUAACUUGCUCUUAUAAUACUUGCAACAAGAAGUAUGAUAGAGUAAAUUUAUUUUCAGGACAUUUGACGAAAUAUCAUAAAUGUCAGAUUUUAGUUCCAACUACAGUUGACAUGAACAUUAACGAUGGAAGUAAAUUCUGAAAACACAGAUCAUAGAGAGGAAGAUGAAGAUUUCACAAGACCCAAAAAUACUAGCGAUGAAAAUGAUAAUGAUGAAGAUUAUAAUAAGCGCGAUUCAUUCAUUAACGCUUUGGCUACCUUCUAUCUCAAACUUGAAUGUGAAUACUUUAUUCCGGAAACUACUAUUCAAUGUAUUGUUGAGGAGCUGAAGACUCUAACUGUACAUGAGCAGGAAAAAGUUAAGAGGAGAUUAAAAAGGCAUUUGCAAGAAGAAGGCAUAUCUUUCUCACAGGGUGUAAGGCGUUCUCUAGCUAUCAGUUCCCUUACGGAAAAUAAGUAUUGAGUUCUCAAUACUUAGUAUUGGUCA
Messenger RNA from Linepithema humile (Argentine ant), 840 nucleotides. The record is from RefSeq and is a predicted model, not a curated record. NCBI's taxonomy places the organism in Eukaryota, Metazoa, Arthropoda, Insecta, Hymenoptera, Formicidae.